Messenger RNA from Prunus dulcis (almond), 4917 nucleotides. RefSeq lists its product as uncharacterized. Gene Ontology annotation, molecular function: nucleic acid binding. Lineage: Eukaryota; Viridiplantae; Streptophyta; Magnoliopsida; Rosales; Rosaceae. Gene Ontology annotation, biological process: DNA integration. The record is from RefSeq and is a predicted model, not a curated record.
AUGUCCGAAUCUGACCAGGAGCAAAGUUCUCCUGAGCCACUUUCACCAAGAACUGCUGCUGUACGUGCUGGUUUGAGGAGGAAUUAUAGUUCUUCAAGCGCUGAAUCUAAAAGUUACGAAUCUGAAGGUUCAAGCAACAUGGCAGAGAUUCCAAACAACAACAAUGAUGAAGGAGGUGGUGCGCUUGUUGUCCAACCAAGAAAACCCCUGCGUGAGUUUUCCAUUCCCAAAGUCACCGAUCAACCUUCAUGCAUUGUCUAUCCUCAACUCACAGUUGACAGGUUUGAGCUUAAAAGUGGUAUGAUUCAUCUUCUUCCAACUUAUUAUGGUAAUACCACUGAGGAUCCUUAUAUGCAUAUUAAGCAAUUCUUUGAAAUAUGUGCUACGAUCAAAAUUCAAGACCUUGAUGAUGAGCAAAUUAAGAUGAGGCUAUUCCCAUUCAGUUUAAAAGAUAAAGCUAAGUCUUGGUUAUACUCUUUGCCUAAUGCUUCAAUUCAUACUUGGGAAGAGCUUUCUAAUAAGUUUUUGCAGAAAUUCUUUCCUGCUCAAAAGACUAACAAGAUUAGAAAGGAAAUUCUUGGUUUCACACAAAAGGAAGGAGAAGCUUUUCAUGAAUGUUGGGAGAGGUACAAGGAGAUGAUAAGUUCUUGCCCACACCACAACAUAGAGAGUUGGAUGCAAAUGCAAUCUUUCUAUGAAGGUUUGCUUGAUUCCGAAAGGAUGAUGGUAGAUGCAACAAGUGGAGAAGGACUGAUGAACAAAACAGCAGAUGAGGCUUUUACUCUCUUUGAAUCCUUGAGUGCUAACUCUCAACAAUGGAGCCACAAUAAAGGAAGAGGAGCUCCUAUGAAAGCUGUGGUCUCUGAGGUAAGUACAAAUAAUGAGAUUGCUGCAAAACUUGAUGUUAUGUGUUCUUUGCUUCAACAGGCAGUGACUGGGCCUCUAGGAAACAAAGUGGAAGUUCAAGACCAAUCUUUUGCAGAGCACAUGCUAGAACAAGCAAAUGCCCUUCAAGCAAGGAAUCCUCAAAAUGAUCCUUAUUCAAACACAUACAAUCCGGGAUGGAGAAAUCAUCCUAAUUUCAGGUGGAACAACAAUCCAAAUGUGCAACAAUCUCAAGGACCUCCCCCAGGAUUCCAAACACAACAAAGGCAAUUCCAGCAAGCUCCCCAACAAGUGCAAGAGCAAAAGGGUGAUCAAAUGGGAGAAUUGCAAGACAUGUUCAAGAAGUUCAUGGGGCAACAGAUGCAAACCAAUCAGAACCUUCAAAAUGCAGUGAACAAACUAGAAGUGCAAGUUGGGCAGAUUGCAUCCUCCAUGAACACUAGAGCAUCCGGAACUUUCCCAAGCCAAACAGAGGUGAAUCCAAGGCAUCAAGAGCAUGCUAAAGCAAUACACAUCUUGAGAAGUGGUAAACAAGUUGAUAAUAAGGUUGGAGAUGCCAAUGAAGAGCAAGAAGAUGGAGAAAACGUGGAGAUCAUUCAGCCACCACAUGGGCAGCCCACAGCUUCCAACAAACAGUCCAUCAAUGCCCCUGGAAAGAGCACAGGCCCUAAGGUAUCAUCUAAUGCUAAUCAAGUUCCAAUUUCAACUAAUGCUUUUAGGCCUAUUGCACCCUUUCCCAGCAGGUUAUCAAAGUCAAAGAAAGAUCAAGGCUUGGAUGAGAUAAUGGAAACAUUCAAGAAGGUGCAAAUCAACAUCCCAUUGCUCAAUGCCAUUACUCAAAUUCCAAAGUAUGCAAAAUUUUUGAAGGAUCUAUGCACUAACAAGAGGAGAUUCAAAGAGCAUGAACAAGUUGCAUUGAGUGAAGAGGUAAGUGCAGUGUUACAAAGAAAGCUGCCUCCAAAGCUAAAGGAUCCAGGUUCGUUUUCUAUACCUUGCAUAGUUGGUGAUUUUAAGUUCAAAAAAGCUUUGCUUGAUCUUGGUGCUUCUAUAAAUCUUAUGCCAUAUCAUGUUUAUGAGAAACUUAACCUUGGUGAGUUGCAAGCCACAUCUGUGAGCAUUCAAUUGGCAGAUAGAACUAUUAGGUACCCUAAGGGCAUUCUAGAAGAUGUUUUGGUGAAAGUGGAAGAGCUAAUUUUGCCAGCAGAUUUCUUGGUGUUGGAGAUGGAAGAAGCACCAAUUCAUGACAAUCAGUUACCACUCAUUCUAGGUCGGCCAUUCAUGGCAACUGCCGGUGCUAUUAUUGAUGUGAAGAAGGGUACAUUGACCAUGAAUGUGUUUGAUGAGACAAUAGCAUUCAAAGUGUUUGAAGCCUCCAAGUUUCCAAGUGAUGAGCAUGAAGUUUUCCAUCUGGAUGCAAUUGAUACUAUGGUGAAAGAAGCACUGCCAAUGAGUUAUUUGGAGCCCAUUGAAGCAUGCAUCACACAAAGCAUAAGGAAAGAAGAAAGGUAUGCCAACCAAUUUGAAUCAUUACCCCCACCUACUAAUAAGGUUUUACCUUCUAUUGUGCAGGCACCAGAGUUGGAAUUAAAGCAAUUGCCAAAACACCUUAAAUAUGCUUAUUUAGGUGAAAAUGAGACUCUACCUGUUAUCAUUGCCUCACAUCUCGGACCAAAUGAUGAAAAUAAGCUUUUGAGAGUUCUAAAAGAGCACAAAACUGCAAUUGGGUGGAGCAUUGCAGAUAUCAAAGGCAUAAGCCCAACACUUUGCAUGCACAAGAUAUUAUUGGAAGACAAUGCAAUGCCUAAGAGGGAUGCCCAAAGACGUCUCAAUCCGAACAUGAAGGAGGUGGUAAGAAAAGAGGUAAUUAAGCUUUUAAAUGUUGGUAUUAUUUACCCUAUUUCUGACAGUAAAUGGGUGAGCCCAGUGCAAGUUGUCCCCAAGAAGUCAGGUAUCACAGUGGUGAAGAAUGAAGCAAACGAACUUGUACCUACACGGAUGACCACGGGAAUUGAGGUAGAUAAAGCUAAGAUUGAUUUGAUUGCCUCUAUGCCCUCACCUACUUCUGUCAAAGAAGUACGUUCUUUCCUUGGCCAUGCAGGUUUCUAUAGGCGUUUCAUUCAGGAUUUUUCUAAGAUUGCAAGGCCUAUGUGCAAUCUCCUUGCCAAGGACAUGGAUUUUGUGUUUGAUCAAGACUGUGAGAAUGCUUUCAAUGCUUUGAAGAAGAUGCUCACAACUGCCCCAAUCAUUAUACCACCGGAUUGGAGCUUGCCUUUUGAAUUGAUGUGUGACGCCUCAGAUUAUGCUGUUGGAGCUGUUUUGGGACAGCGAGUUGAUAAGAAGCCACAUGCCAUCUACUAUGCUAGUAGAACCCUCAAUGAUGCCCAACUCAACUAUUCCACCACAGAGAAGGAGUUGUUAGCUGUCAUAUUUGCUUUAGAGAAGUUCAGAUCAUAUUUGAUUACUAACAAGGUUAUUGUUUACAUUGAUCAUGCAGCAUUGAAAUACUUGUUAGCUAAGAAGGAUGCCAAACCACGACUCAUUAGAUGGAUUCUCUUGUUGCAAGAGUUUGACUUGGAGAUAAAAGAUAAGAAAGGAAGUGAGAAUGUCGUGGCUGAUCACUUGAGUAGAUUGGUGCAUGUAUCUAACGAAGAGGAGGAUUCAUUGCCAUUGCGUGAAAGCUUCCCUGAUGAGCAACUCUUCUCCAUUUAUGCUUUGAAUUCUCUCAAUCCAUUGCCUUGGUUUGCUGAUAUUGUUAACUAUUUGUGCACUAACGAACUCCCUGCAGGGUUAUCUACUUUCCAACGUGACAAGCUUAGGAAGCAAGCAAGAUACUACUUUUGGGAUGAUCCCUAUCUAUUCAAGCAUUGUCCAGACCAAGUAAUUCGAAGGUGUGUGCCUGAAGGUGAUUUUAAGAGCAUUCUGGAGUUUUGUCAUUCCCACGCAUGCGGAGGCCAUUUUGGAGCAAAGAAGACUGCCAGCAAAGUGCUACAAUCAGGUUUUUUUUGGCCUACCCUUUUUAAGGAUGCUUAUGUUUUUUGUGCUUCAUGUGAUAGAUGCCAACGGAUGGGUAAUUUACAUGCUAGAAAUCAGAUGCCUCUCACCAAUAUCUUAAUCAUUGAUAUAUUUGAUGUUUGGGGAAUUGAUUUCAUGGGCCCUUUUCCUACCUCUUAUGGAUUUGAAUAUAUAUUAGUUGCUGUCGAUUAUGUUUCUAAAUGGGUGGAAGCCAUUGCCACUAGAACUAAUGAUGCUAAGGUUGUGAUCGGUUUUCUCAAAGGAAAUAUUUUUACAAGGUUUGGCACACCUAGAGCAAUCAUUAGUGAUGGUGGCUCCCACUUUGUUAACCAAGCUUUUGCAGCACUCUUGAAGAAAUAUGGAAUCACACAUAAGGUGGCAACACCCUAUCAUCCUCAAACUAGUGGGCAGGUUGAGAUAAGCAAUAGGGAGAUUAAGCACAUACUUGAAAAGACAGUGAACACCACAAGGAAGGAUUGGUCCAUGCAUUUGGAUGAUGCAUUGUGGGCUUAUAGGACUGCUUAUAAGACCCCUAUAGGUAUGUCUCCGUAUAGACUUGUUUUCGGUAAACCUUGUCACUUACCAGUGGAGCUUGAGCACAGGGCUUAUUGGGCAAUCAAGGCCUUCAAUUUUGAUAUGAAAGCCGCUGGUGAGAAGAGGAGGCUUCAACUCAAUGAGCUGGAGGAGUUGCGACAUGAAGCGUAUGAGAACGCGAAGCUUUACAAGGAGAAAACAAAGCAAUAUCACGACAAGAAAAUUCUUAGGAAGACGUUUGAGAAAGGGCAGAAGGUUCUCUUAUUCAAUUCACGCCUUAAGCUCUUCCCAGGUAAGCUUCGUUCUCGGUGGAUUGGCCCUUUUGUUAUUACUAAUGUGUUUAAUCAUGGCGCAGUGGAGAUUCAAAACAUUAAGGAUGGCAGCACCUUCAAGGUGAAUGGACAUCGGUUGAAACCUUACUUUGAUGCCAACUUUGAUGCCAAUAUUGAGUCUCAAGCACUCAAGGAGCCUCCACCACUCUCUUAA